This is a messenger RNA of Cricetulus griseus (Chinese hamster), 4986 nucleotides long. The record is from RefSeq and is a predicted model, not a curated record. NCBI's taxonomy places the organism in Eukaryota, Metazoa, Chordata, Mammalia, Rodentia, Cricetidae.
CUAACCCCUGGAAUUCUUAGUGAAGGAAGAUGACCUUGAAUUCUUGAUCUUCUGGAUGCCAUCUCCCAAGUGCUGAGAUAACAGACCAGGACUGCCAAAUGGGCUUUUUGAUUACUUUUUCACCAUCAGUGACCACCUUCCAUCUUAGUCUCUUGAACAACAUGCUGCUUUUAGAAGUGUCAUUUGCAUUACCAAGGAAAGGGUGUUAGAAUUCACAGAGGGCUCAGGACACACAUCAGUGGUUUAUAAUCACACACUCACAGAGCCUUAAUAACAGCCAUCUAUAAAGAAGCUCAUGGGGUUCCCAAAGCACAGAGGAGGACAACUGAGACCCAGAAAGAAAGAUCAGCCCCUGCUCAAGAAGAGUUCAGCAGCCCCACUCAACUUUGCUACCCCUUUUUCUUGGACUUCAAGGCCCAUUUGCUUCAAGUAACACACACACACACACACACACACACACACACACACACACACACACACACGAAAAUUGGUAAGAAAGAACUGAGAGAGAGGACUCUGAAGGGAGGAGGAAAGCAGAUAAUGAACCCAUCUAUCCUUUGGAAAUUGUGGAAAACAAAUAUUUAGAAAGUAAAGUCAGUUCCCAUCCUGUAUUCAACAUGAUCACCCUACACAAAACCACAGUCUCUUAUUGAGGUAAUUAUGGACCACUGCCUUAGUGUUUCAAGGAAAACCUCCUUGUUUGGGCUACCCAGGAUUUAUAGGGGAGCUGAAAUCAUUAAAUAACUAGUUAACCUCUGUUUGGCUAAAAGAGUAAGCAAUUACUGAAAGAAAAAAAAUCCUCUGCCUUUCACAAACAGCACAGAUAGCAUCCUGAAGGGAUUUACACAAUACUCCAAUGUCUGUGCUGUACCUAGAGUUGUUAAAAAUAAUUGUGAUGACAGGUGUCUAGGUACCACUUUCUUAAUGGUUUUCAAUAUCCAUUGAUUUAUUGUUGUGGCUCCCCCCACUUACAUCUCUAGCUUUAAGAAGGAGCUGAGAAAAGAGAUUUUGCACCAAAGGCUGUUUCUUUAUUCCUGCGCUGAAAAGAACUAAUAAAAAUAAUCACUCGGCUUUUAAGCAGAAAGCUUCCAUUUACAGUAUUUCACCCUUACCCCCCCUCCAAGCCCCUUGUUAUCUAACAUAAUGGCUAGAAUACAUUUCCGUCUUUCCCCUUAAUAACUUCAUGCAUUAACAUCCUCUUCACACACACACACACGCGCGGGCGCGCGCACACACACACACAGGCACGCGCGCGCGCGCACGGCAAAAGGGGGGAAAAGAGGCAGCAGAAAUCUCAGCUGUACUUCUAGCCCUUUUAAAAAGUUUGCUCUGUAAAUUGGAAUGAGGUCAGAUUUGGAGCUUCUCAUUGCACGCGGAGAUUAUUAUUGCAUCGGGUUCCAAGCCAAUGGGAAGGACAGGGGAGGGGCUUGGCACGAGGAAGCGUUAGUUACAGCGGCUGAUUGGCUGUCUGCGAAAGGAUAAAGAAGCGCGAGGCGGAAUUGGGGUCUGCUCUAAGCUGCAGCCAGAGAAACAGAGUGAGGGGAAGAGGGCCGUCUCCCUCCCUGUCUCCAGUUCUUGCACGCUCUUUCUUAGAGAGUCUGCAGUGGGAGAACUCUGCCGGUAACCAGCUCCCUUUCUUGCAAGAGGGAGGGAGAAACAUACAUUUAUUCAUGCCGGUCUGUUGCAUGCAAGCUUCUUGGCUUCCUACCUUGCAACAAAAUAAUUGCACCAACUCCUCAGCGCCGAUUCCGCCCACAGAGAGUCCCGGAGCCAGAGUCGCUUUGGCUUUGCAUUGCAGGAAAGGGACUUAGGCGCUAGAGACGAUGUCGCUUUCCUGAGCUACCGCGAGCUCUUGUGAACUGCAAUCGACUGCUUCAGGGAAGGGGGGGAAAGACUUGCCCCGAAGGCGGCGAGAAACUUGCAUUUGGAAGACACUCGGGCCAUCAACGUUUGGAGAAACUCCCGCGGCUACGCCAGCCUGCGCGCAGCCUCGCCCGCCCCGUCCAGCGCGCCCUCGCACGCGUCCUCGUCGCUCUCCUCGUCGUCCUCCUCCUCUGGCUCCUCGUCGUCCGACGAUGAGUUCGAAGACGACCUGCUCGACCUGAACCCCAGUUCAAACUUUGAGAGCAUGUCCCUGGGCAGUUUCAGCUCCUCAUCGGCGCUCGAUCGGGACCUGGAUUUUAACUUCGAACCCGGCUCAGGCUCCCACUUCGAGUUCCCGGACUAUUGCACACCCGAGGUGAGCGAGAUGAUCUCGGGAGAUUGGCUGGAGUCCAGCAUCUCCAACCUGGUCUUCACCUACUGAAGGGAGCGCAGGCCGGGGAGAAGGAGGGCCAAGAGGCAGGAGAGGAGAGAGGAAAACAAAAGCAAAACAAAACAAAAAAAAAUUUAAAAAAAGAAAGAAAAGAAAAAAGAGGAAAAAGAACAGAUGGAGAGUGGAAGGAGAAAGGGGAAAAGAAAAGGAAGAAAAAGUGCGCAGGGCUGGCCUCGACCAUGUCCCGUUGUUGGAGAAGGAGCGCGGGGGCGUUGUGGACCUGCGCUCCCAUCCCCCACUCCCAGGGCUGGGGACUCGGAGGAGGCGGAGAGUAGACGGGGGCGACCUUUUAUUGUUGUUAUUGAUGUUGUUGGUGGCUAAAACAGCUACUUCGAGUUUCCUCCCCAUUUUUGCUUGAAGAGACUCCCCCCUCCCCUUCCAACGAGCUUCCGGACUUGGUUGCACCCCCAGCAAGAAAAGAAGCAGAGCUAGGCUUCUAGAGACCGAAGGAAUCUUGCCCCCUCUUGCUUCACCACCUUGGUGAUUUCUUGUUUGAUUUUUAUUUUGCCUCUUGGUCAAGAAAGGAGGGGGAAAAUCCAGCGCGCCCCCCUCUCCUUCCCACCCUUCUUUGUAUUUUUUUCCUUUUUUAUUUUUAUUUUUCUGCAAUGAAGACAGAAGGCUCCGGGGUGAUUGAUGCGUUUGGCCAUGGCGUUUGUGUUGGGCUUGGGGGGAGCAAUGGGAUGGAGAGACUCCACGCUGGCGAAGUCCCGGGUUGGGAUUUUUUUUUUCCCCCCUUCCUUGUCUCUGCAGCCAGAGAUGUGCAGGGAGCAGCAGGCCAGCCUCGGAAAUGAACAUGGGGACCUCGUGGAAGCCACAGCCGCCUGGUUGGGGACUCAGAAGGACCCGGAGCGCAGAGGGUGUUGGGGUCCCCGGGCCUCCGUCUGGGGUCUGUGCAAAAUAAAGAAUUAAAAAAAAAAAAAAAAAUUCAGAGGUGAGGCUACCCAGAGCCGGCGGGAGGAUAGGAGACUGUGGGAUGUGGUUCGGGGCCACGGAGUGGUUUUGGGGGGGAAAGAGAUUUUUUUCUUCUCUUAAUGGGAAUCGUGAUGGUGUUGAGUUAUUUCACUGGUGGGGUUAAUAUAGCAUGUUAUCCUGUCUAUCUUUUGAAGAUUUCUGUAUAAGACUGUUGAGCAGUUUUUAAAAUAGUGUAGGAUAAUAUAAGAAGCGGAUAGAUGGCGCUAUGUUUGAUUCCUACAACGAACCGAUCACCAGCUCCUUUUCAUUCUUAACUCUUUAAAAGGAUUCAAACGCAACUCAAAUCUGUGCUGGACUUUUGAAAAAACACAAUUCAGGACCAAAUUUUUUCUCCGUGUGUGUUUAUUCCUUAUAGGUGUAAUUGAGAAGACCCGUUUAUUUUUACCCCCUCACGGACGCUCCAUCUUUGUAUUUUUUUUUUCCUUGUAAAUGUAAUCAGAUGCCAUUUUAUAUGUGGACGUAUUUAUACUGGCCAAACAGUUUUCUUAUUUUGUCCCUUUUUUCCCCUUUCUUUUGCUUUCUUGUCUUUUGACCUCAUUUCUUUAUUUUUAUCUUCAUUUUAUUUUCUUUCUUUUUCUAGUGUUGUUACCCACGCCAUUUUAUGUCUCCUUCACUGAAGGGCUAGAGUUUUAACUUUUAAUUUUUUAUAUUUAAAUGUAGACUUUUGACACUUUUAAAAAACAAAAAAGACAAGAGAGAUGAAAACGUUUGAUUAUUUUCUCAGUGUAUUUUUGUAAAAAAUAUAUAAAGGGGGUGUUAAUCGGUGUAAAUCGCUGUUUGGAUUUCCUGAUUUUAUAAUAGGGUGGCUGGUUAAUAUCUCACACAGUUUGAAAAAUCAGCCCCUGGUUUCUCCAUGUUUACACUUCAAUCUGCAGGCUUCUUAAAGUGACAGUAUCCCUAACCUGCCACCAGUUUCCACCUUUAGACCCCCCCCCCCAGGCUGAUAAAAUGGGGAGGAGAGUUCAGCCCAGCACCAUAAUGCUUUAAGAAAAACAAAUUUUUAAACGAAUUGCUGUCCUGUCCAGAGGCUUUAAAACUGGGGCAUUCACAGCAAAAAGGGAUUCUGUAGCUUUAACUCGUAAACCACAUCUUUUUUGCACUUUUUUUAUAAGCAAAAACGUGCCGUUUAAACCACUGGAUCUAUCUAAAUGCCGAUUUGAGUUCGCGACACUAUGUACUGCGUUUUCAUUCUUGUAUUUGACUAUUUAAUCCUUUCUACUUGUCGCUAAAUAUAAUUGUUUUAGUCUUAUGGCAUGGUGAUAGCAUAUGUGUUCAGGUUUAUAGCUGUUGUGUUUAAAGAUUGAAAAAAAGUGGAAAACAUCUUUGUACAUUUAAGUCUGUAUUAUAAUAAGCAAAAAGAUUGUGUGUAUGUAUGUUUAAUAUAACAUGACAGGCACGAGGACGCCUGCCUUUUAAGAGGCAGUUCCGUUAAGGGUUUUUGUUUUAAAACUUUUUCUUUUUCUUUUUUUUUUUUUUUUUGCCAUCCAUCCUGUGCAAUAUGCCGUGUAGAAUAUUUGUCUUUAAAUUCAAGGCCACAAAAAAAAAGCAAUGUUUGGGGGAAGAGAAAAAAAAGGAAAAUUAAAAAAAAAAAUCAUGCCAGCUAAUUCUGUCCAUCACUGCCUGUCAGGUUGUUGCUAUAUACCUUCUGUAAAUAACUUUUUUUGAGAAGGAAAUAAAAUCAGCUGGAACUGAACCCUAAA